Penicillium angulare is the source of this 624-nucleotide messenger RNA. RefSeq lists its product as uncharacterized. Lineage: Eukaryota; Fungi; Ascomycota; Eurotiomycetes; Eurotiales; Aspergillaceae. Gene Ontology annotation, biological process: replication fork processing; resolution of meiotic recombination intermediates; DNA repair. Gene Ontology annotation, cellular component: Fanconi anaemia nuclear complex; FANCM-MHF complex. The transcript is spliced from 2 exons. The record is from RefSeq and is a predicted model, not a curated record. Gene Ontology annotation, molecular function: protein heterodimerization activity. The coding region runs from base 1 to 624 and encodes 207 amino acids.
AUGGCCGGUGAACCCCAACAAAAGCGUCGCAGGUUACCCUUCAAGCCACCGAGCCGCACUUCCAGUGCAGGUCCAUCUGCGGGCGCAUCAACAACGAGCAAAGGCAAAGGCAAAGCCAGAGAAACCCCCGCUCAAUCUACCUCUUCAAAGCCGCCAUCAGCACCGGUCGAGACAUCAACAUCCAAAGCUAAAGGGAAACGUCCCAGUAGUGACUAUGCCCAUGCUUUACCUGCCACCCCGUCUGACUUUGGAUCCGACUCCGAAUCCGAGACAUCGGACCGCGACGUCGAGCGCCCCAUCUCCGAAGAGCCCGAUUACAUUCUAGCUGAAAUUAUCAACCGGACACCACAGGAGAACAUUGCGUUGGGAACUCCACAAAUUAAUCCUAAAUUAAUGACUGCGAUUUUUCACCACUUUUUGAAAAAUGAUAAGACUCGCAUUUCGAAAGAUGCUGAUGCCAUGAUGGCGAAGUACAUGGAUCUCUUUGUAAGAGAGGCUAUUGCCCGUGGGAAGCUUGAGAGGGAUUUGGUCAAUGAGAGUAAAGGGAGAUCUGGCUCUGGUGAUAAUUUUAUUGAGGUUGAAGACCUUGAGACAUUGGCCCCAUGGCUUAUUAUGGAUUUCUAA